This is a messenger RNA of Paramuricea clavata, 4205 nucleotides long. The record is from the annotation of a GenBank genome assembly. Lineage: Eukaryota; Metazoa; Cnidaria; Anthozoa; Malacalcyonacea; Plexauridae.
AUGGCAUACAAUCUACAGAAUAGAAUUCGUUUUAUAAUUGGUUUAGCAGGGUUUGCGAUAUUCUGUUCAGGUAUCUUAUUAUUUGCAUCGAGUUAUUUGGUAGAAGACCUGUUGAAAGAUACCAUCAUUGAUGCAGAUUUUGGAAGAAAUCAUUGCGAAUACUGGGCAGCAUUGCCGGUAAGAUGAGGAUCUCUAUCAGUUCUUACACUGUCUCGUACUGCAUUUGCAUGAUUUCUCUGGUAUAAGCGCAGAUGAAACGACGAUGAGAGUGCAAGGAGAGUGGCAGUCACGCGAUCUUUGUUGGCUGUUCUUAAUGCUUUCCCAGCAAUAUCGUAUUCAAGUUAAAACAUUCUUAGAACACUAUCAAACCUUUAUUUUGUUCGUCUUGCCAUCUCCCAUUCUCCUUUCACCGGGCCUCAACUGUGAAGGCCCAUACGGACGGACAAGUUUCCCUUGACAAGUUUUAUUUGCUCGUGUGCGACGGCAAAAAAUUGACAAUUUUUCCUUGCCGCAAGGAGCCAUGUUCCAAAGAUAGUCAUGCCAGCUGUUGGACAAGGGAAAUUUGUUUAUGUGUGUACGGCCGCCAAGGAAAACGUCUAUAUAUGGUUUUGUCAAACAAAACGCGGUCUUGGCGUGAGAUAGAUCGGUUUAACAACAUUCCGUGCACACGACCAAUAAAACUUGUCAAGGGAAACUUGUCAAGGAAAACUCGCCUAUAUAUGGGGACUUAGAAUUCGAAGUUGAUUAGAGCGCUCUAACUAUUGAGCUAUCCAUCUUUUUCAAUGAUGCAACUGCCACAAUGACCUGAAAAUAUAAGCUGAACUUCAACUCCGUUUCGAGCAAAUUAAAGGCUCCUCGUCAACCACAACCAAAAGCCUUUCGUUCGAAUCGUCGACGUUCUUCUUGUAUUUUUGAGGUAGUUGCAUUCCUGUCAAUCCGAAAAUUUCAUGGAAGGGCCGAGUCAAAUAAAUUUUAGUGAAAGUAAUUGUCCUUUGGGUAGAGUUUUUUGGACAAAAUGUAACAUUUUUUUGCAUAUACGGUAGAUACGGUAGACAGCUAGUAGCGAUGUAGAAAGAAAUCUUUGUGAAGUCCCACUGUGCGUUACUGUAGGUACACCGGUAAUUACAAAUUUGGUUGACAAUACAUGUUAUUGAAAUAAACAUACCCGGGAGCUCUUUGAAGUCUGCAUGAUGCAAUCUUAGUGGUAUUGAAUGUAACAAUAUUGCAACACUGAUGUUAUGUCAGUGUUAUGCUAGUCUAUGUAUAUCAAAUGUCUAUAACAGCUUGCCAUCGUCCAGUCACGUUGUGAUUUUUAGAUAAACAUCCAAUCUCGUGCCCAGAGUUCACCUGUUCGCAGGCUACACUAUAGACAUUAGAAUGUCAGGGUUUGUAAUCCAAGUGAGUAUAUAUACAUUUUAAGACCUAACCAGGAACGACUGCGAAAAAUGCAGCACAAGGUCCUCUGGGUUUUAUGUUGGUGAGGAAUGGCGAAAUUUACACAGUACUUAUAGCAGAUGGGGCAUUGAUAUAUCAAUGAGAUGGGGGAGGGGUGGGGGAGCGUGGCAGUAUUGCACAAUUAUCCAUCGUGAUCCCUGCUGCGCAUGAUAUGCAACAUAACUGUAAUUCUUUUUCCCCUUAUUUUCACACAUAGACCAUUCUUACUGGAGCUAUUCUCGUUCUCUCGGUAGACAGACAUUUCAAACAAUAUCGCAAACAUUUGGUAAGUCUCUUUCACAUUCCGAAGGCUCUUUGGAAGUUAUUACCUCAGUACUAUUUACAACAUGAGCGGACGUGUUGUAUCGGAUAAAACGACUCAUCUUAUGAGUUCAUUGGCGAAGUAAUUUUAAAAAUAAAGGUAACGUGUCUAAGCCGAGAAAAUCAAAGUUAAAGAUUUAAUACGUAAAUCAACAUGAAUCUGUAUCACAUAUACAGAUACGACAUGCUUAUGAUUUUUCUUUGUGUUUUCUUCAUGAAUUAUUGAGUUUUUUAAUUUUUUUUAAAAAAUGAAAAAUUUUACUUUGUCCGUUGUCCGAGAAAAAUUGAUAAAUGUCGGACCAAUUUUUGGCUUGGCCAGACAUUUGUCCUUCCAAGUAAAAACAAUUUAUGCAAGCCUGGACUUCAUUCCAUCUUUAUAAUAUAGAACUGCCUGAGGAUAUGCAGCACUCUAAUCGUCAUGGUUCUGGUUUUGGGUGUUGUGGUCGAGGAAUCCGCAGUUAACGCCACGUCGCACACGUUGGCCGGCACCUUUUGCAACAAAAUUGAUGAAACUAAUAACAAGCGAUUCAAGAAAUCAUGCGUGGCCAUAAGAAAGGCUGACAAGAUGUUUUAUGUCAUGCUGUUUUCUGCUGAUAUUAUUUUGAUUUUGUCCGUCAUUGUUCUGUUUGCUAUGUUCGCUGAUUGGAUACUUUUCGCUGCUUUGGUAAGGAACGGUGUAUCACCGAGCUCAAUAUCUAAGUGGAUGAAUAUAAUGAGGGUGUUGAUGGCACGUGCACACACGCAAGAAUCUCACAUCUUGUAGCAAGUCUGCCAACAAGCCGUCAACAAGUUGUGUUCGCACUGCUAGUCUCAAGUUGUCAACAAGUUUAGAACAAGCUGUUAACAACUUGUAACAACCUUGCUGAUAUUAUCAGACUUGUUGCAAGGUUGUACCAACAUGUCCGAUACAGUCAUGAUAUAACAAUAUUGUUACAACCUUGUGUCGUCAACCUUGCAACAAUAGGAACCUUAAGCAUGUACGACGGCAACGCGACGACGACAGCCAAAACAAACUUCUUCAAAUAAAUUAUUGCGAAGAAGAGUUGUUGUGUAUUAUCCACUACAUGUGUAUAUAAAUUGAGUUCAGUUUGAAGAAAUUAAAACAAAGGCUUUAUUGUUAAAAACGCUUCUGCUGAGCAAAUUUGUAGUUUCACUUGUCGCGUCUUGACAUGUUUGCGUUGUACACGAGACGUGAAAAUCUCUGGUUUGCCGUUGUAAAAAGCCCUAACACAACGUCUCUAACUCCCGUGGGGCUUUUAAUUUUCAUUUCUUUUGUACGAGCUCAGGAAUAUCAUUGUGUGAACAGUCGUCGCCGUCGUGUUGCAGUCCUGUUCGCUUAAGGUCCCUAUUCUUGUUAUAUCAUGACCGUAUCAGACUUGUCAGAACAACCUUGUAACAAGUCUGAUAAUAAUUGUUUUUGUUUGUGGAAACACCACGUAAAUUUAUUACUGCAAAGCUUUCGAUCCGUAAGCCCGGAUCUUCAUCAGUGCUAAUAAUAUGAUCCGGGCUUACGGAUCGAAAGCUUUGCAAUAAUAAAUUUGCGUGGUGUUUCCACAAACAAAAACAAUUAUAUUUUAUCGCCAUGCAAACAUUCAAAGAACUUAAGUCUGAUAAUGUAAUCACUAAUCAAGCGUGUUACAAGUUGUUAACAGCUUGUUUCAAACAUACACACAUACAAAUCUCAGAUCUUGUAGCAAGUCUGCCAACAAACCGACAACAAGAUGUAUUCGCACUGCUUGUCACAAGUUGUCAACAGAUUUGAAACAACUUGUUGACAACUUGUAACAACCUUGUUGAAAUUAUCAGACUUGUUACAAGGUGGUUCUGACAAGUCCGUUACAUACUUGACAUAACAAGAUUGUUACAACCUUGUGUUGACAACCUUGUAACAUCCUUGUUAUACGAUGACUGUAACAAACUUGUUAGCACAGUCUUGUAACAAGGCUGAUAAUGCCAUCAAGCUUGUUACAAGUUGUUAACAGCUUGUUUCAAACUUGUUACAACAAACUGGGAACAAGUAGUGCGAACACAACUUGUCGACAGCUUGUUUGCAGACUUGUAACAACUUGUUUGCAGACUUGUAACAAGCUGUGUGUUUUUACGCGUGUAUUACAACAACCGGGAACAAGUUGUGCGGAAAAAGUUGUCGACAGCUUGUGAACAGAUUUGUAACAACUUGUUUGCAGACCUGUAACAACUUGUGCGUUUUCACGUGUGCAGUGCAUGCUUAUGCUGCUUAGAGAUUUUUGGCAUCUUAUUCGAUGGAACUAAUAGUAGGUGAGUAAAUUUUCUCAUGUUUUGUUUCUUUGCAGAAAAUAUCUCAAAUCCAAGAACAUUCCGUGCAAAUGAGCGAGAGAUACGAAAGAUUUUCCACUUCUUCAGAACCUCAAAGAAAUGUACCAUUGUGGGAAUGUCGAAACGGAGAUGAAGCGGUAUUGCAACCAGUUUAA